UCAAAUAAGCUCGCAGUUUACAACUCUGUGUGCAUAUUUAUCAUCUCCGCUAAGUUUUUGUUAGCAGAAUUGUGAGAACGUAAAAGUGAAAGUGCCAACGAAACCGAUGUCACUAAUAAAAAAAGGACAGUCUGCCAUAAUAAGGAAGACAGUAUUGAGAAGUGAUUACAAAAGUGAAAAUUCACGAAAAAUAUUUAUGAGAUAAUUUUUUAUAAAAUACAUAUUAGUUAAUAGUUAGAAGAAAAGUACAAUAGCAAAAAUGGUGAGGAAGCUAGGAUUAGCAAUUUUUAGCAAACGUUAUCGCAUGCAGAUUUUGGUAACACUAGCAGCUCACAUAAUGACGCUUUCCCAUGGCAUUGGACUUGGCUGGCUCUCCCCAACACUCUUAAUAUUGCAGUCCCCACGAAGCCCUUUGGAAUUCAAAGUUGCCGUUGAAGAUGUGUCCUGGAUUGGUUCGAUUUUCGGUUUGGGUUCACUUAGCAGUAACAUAUUCUUUGGCCUCUUGGCGGAUCGCAUCGCAAGGAAGACAAACAUGUACCUUUUGGCGAUACCACAUAUGCUGUUUUGGAUCCUAAACUAUUUCGCACAGAGUGUCGGGUAUUUCUACGCAUCGCGUUUCUUUGCGGGGCUAACCUGCGGCGGACUCUAUGUCAUUGGGCCUGUGUUUAUUAGUGAGAUUUCAGCUAAAGAGAUACGCGGCGCACUCACUUCGUUGGCAAUGAUGUUCUACAGUUGCGGCAUUCUAAUUGGCUUCAUACUGCCCUCUUACCUCGAUUAUCAUCUUAUACCAUGCAUCGUCAUUUUCCUAUCCAUAAUAUACUUUGCUGUAUUGUCGCUUUUUCCGGAUACGCCCGGGAGUCUCUUGCAACAAGGUCAGCUGGAAGAAGCAGAGAAAUCUUUCAAUUUCUACAAUAACAUUGAUAGAAAGGGUGCUAUAAGGGAAUUGUGCGUCAAUGAGCUGCAAACAUCGACAGCGAGAAGUGAUUUUGAGGAGCUCAAGGCGUCGAAAUUAAAAGGAGGAAAAGCCACGUCCAUCACUUUGCAAGACUUUUUCAACAAGUCGGCUUUAAAGAAAUUUGCGAUCGCCUUUGUACUCUGCUUACAAAAUCAAUUUUCGAGCAGUUUCGCAUUCGUAAAUUAUAUGUCGCAUAUAUUUGCUGAAUCCGGUUCGACAUUAAAUCCACAGGACUGUACGAUCUUUGUGGGUGUGGUGCAGAUAUUGUGCACACUAUUGGCUUCCAUUUUGGUUGAAAAAUUUGGUCGUAAAACACUAAUGUUGGCCUCGACCGCUGGCAUGGCGCUUGGCAUGUUCGGCUUUGGUGCAUUCGUACAAUUCACCGAUGGUGCAACAAAAGCCGAAUACAAUUGGGUUCCACUGGUGGCGGUUGCUUUUGUCACCGCAACAGCCUCUUUUGGCGUAAUCUCGCUAACCUUUACGAUAAUUGUGGAAAUACUGCCGGCAAAGAUUCGUGCUCAGGCUCAGUCGAUUGCAAUGAUGUUUUGCAGCAUUAUGGUCUUCAUCACGCUGAAGUUGUAUCCAUAUUUUCUCUUCAAUCUGGGCAUAUCGAUCACAAUGUAUUCGUGCGCCAGCUCAUGUGUGAUCACCGGUAUUUACUUGCUCAUAUUUCUGCCAGAAACGAAGGGCAAAUCAAUGGCGAACGAUUGAGAAACUAAUUACAUAAGUUAUUAAUUAAUUAUUUGUUACGGAAGUUUGUGGAAUACGAAAUAGGGAUAUUUAAUAUUUAAAUACAAAUAGCUUAGUAGCUUUGGGUGAAAAAUCGGCAUCAUAUAGUUAGACCACGAAAAAGCAUCGCGUGCUUUAUAACCAACAACUAAUAUUAAUAAUUUGAAAUAACCGAAAUGAAGGUGAAAUUGACGGUGAUAUGGUCGAAUGCUGGACUACAGUCAACCGAAUAUGUGUGAGAGGGAAAGCGUGCGUUUGCUUCCAAAAAAGCAUGUUCUACUGAUUAAGCGCCCAGCAGUUUUGCCAAAAAUAAUAAGUAGAACGGCGAUAAGAAAACCGGCAAUUUGCAGAUUAUUUCUAAGUAUAAAGUCGAUUUACACACAGAGAGUAUAAAAAUAAACUUUCAAAUAAUAACUGCAGCAACUCAGCAAGUUCUCCCUAAAAGAUGGCUUAUGGCCUAAAUAAAAUGCUCAUUAAUUUGUUUUUAAAUUUGCCUUAGAUAAAAUAAAGGAGAACAAAAGCACUCUAAACUGAUGCUGCUCGUUUUAUUACUGUUGGUUUGGGUGCUAACACGCUUCUAGUUUCGGAAAAGAUUCCGAGAGAAAACAUAUGAUAAACCAAGGUUGACAAAAAACAUUCUGUCUUGUAACUAUGUAUGUUAGUUGCAACUUAGCUUAUAGGUACAUACAUAUAUACUGUUACAAAAGUAGUAUUAAGUUAUAUUUGUAUUACUAUAUGCAUCCCUGAUUAUGAACAAUAGCUGUAGGUAUAUGGAAUAGCAUUUGUCUUGUUGUAGACAUCUGGCGCCACGGCUGUCUGCUUGUCGAAGCAAUAGCUACAUCUGGCGCCGUAUAGCAGUAUGUUCUGGUGGUUUCUAGACGCAAUAUUCUAGACACAUCGGCAUCUAGCGACAUCUUUCGCCGUAUAGCAGUAUGUUCUGGUGGUUUCUAGACGCAAUAUUCUAGAAGGACACAUCGGCAUCUAGCGAGAAGUGCGUGGCUAUAUAAGCCGUGGCAGCGCCAACGUAAUCAAUCAGUGCUAAGAGUAAACUGCUAUAGUGUAGACGAGUUGUGAAAUAAAGAGUUGUUGAAUUAAAUUAAA
Messenger RNA from Bactrocera dorsalis (oriental fruit fly), 2785 nucleotides. Its product is annotated as facilitated trehalose transporter Tret1. The record is from RefSeq and is a predicted model, not a curated record. The transcript is spliced from 7 exons. Gene Ontology annotation, molecular function: nucleic acid binding; zinc ion binding; sugar transmembrane transporter activity. Gene Ontology annotation, biological process: carbohydrate transport; transmembrane transport. Lineage: Eukaryota; Metazoa; Arthropoda; Insecta; Diptera; Tephritidae. The coding region runs from base 260 to 1666 and encodes 468 amino acids. Gene Ontology annotation, cellular component: membrane.